ACCACGGUUUAUAAUUAAUGCCAUUAAAAAUAGCCGUUGAAUCAACCACAUGCAGCUAACAGGGCAGGGAAACUGUUGUGUAACCAGCAACCCAGAAGGAAACGCCAGAAGAAUGUCAUGAUCUAAAACCGUCCCAAGCAGCCGGAGAAGCCGGACCCCCCAAAAGUCUCUUCCAGAAUGUCCUACUCUUCGCUAAAUGCAGACGACCUGAGACGCCCCGGGCUACAAAGAACAUCCAGUCGCUCCUUGGCCAGCCGGCAGAGCUACCAAACGCCAGAACUGGGGGAGCUGCAGCGCAUGUUGUGGUCACCCGUUCCUUGCCGGGCCAAUGUCAACGAAGUCUGGCCUAACCUUUAUAUUGGAGAUUUGUACAUAGCCCGGGAUAUAGAGCAGCUACGUCGGAUGGGCAUCUCCCACAUUGUGAAUGCGGCUGCAGGACGAUUCCACAUUGAUACGGGAGCCAAGUUCUACCGAGACUUGCCAGUUGAUUACUACGGUGUGGAAGCCGACGACGAUCCCAAGUUUGAUCUCAGCAUUUACUUCUACCCAACGGCUAAAUACAUCAGGGCAGCGCUGAACUCGCCCAGAGGGAAAGUAUUGGUUCACUGUGCCAUGGGGAUAAGCCGCUCAGCCACCCUGGUGCUGGCUUUCUUGAUGAUCUACGAAAACAAGAACCUCGUGGAGGCCUUAAAGAUUGUGCGAGAACACAGAGGAGUCUGCCCAAACACGGGGUUCCUCAGCCAACUUCGAGAGCUUGACCUCCGGUUAACGAGUGAAAAAGGAAAAGCGACAACAGGGAGGCCUUGAAACUUUAGGGAUAAAAUACUCGGAGGGCAGCAAGUCCCAGAGGAACAAUUGUGUCCCCCAAAAAUACCAAAGUUCCAAAGGUGCUGUGAUGUCUACCGGCCCUGCCAUGAAAACUCUCUCGCUAGCGUCUCGUUCCAGAUUAAAGGUGUGUG
Molecule: messenger RNA, 959 nt
Organism: Protobothrops mucrosquamatus (brown spotted pit viper)
Lineage: Eukaryota; Metazoa; Chordata; Lepidosauria; Squamata; Viperidae
Product: dual specificity protein phosphatase 13
Exons: 4
Coding region: 178-807 (209 amino acids)
Biological process (GO): protein dephosphorylation; negative regulation of MAPK cascade
Cellular component (GO): cytoplasm
Molecular function (GO): MAP kinase phosphatase activity; protein tyrosine/serine/threonine phosphatase activity
Source: RefSeq, a predicted model, not a curated record